ACAUCUGCCGCCCCUCGGGCUCCACGCGGCGGAGAGCCGCCCUCCCCUCAAGAGAGCGAGCGCGCGCGCGGGCGGCCCCGCGGCUACCCCCGGCCGCUCCUGGCCCCGCGGCUCCUCGAGGCGAGCGCGCAGAGCCGCUCGCGGCGCCCACCCGCCGGGCAGCAGGCUGCGAUGUCCGUGCUGGGAGGCCUGUUCGGCUCCGUGUGCACGGUGGACAUCACCUACGACGCGGAGCAGAAUCGCAAGACGGCGCCGCUGGGAAAGGACAAGAAGGGGGAGCGCGCCUACAUCUACACGGACGGGGAGGACGUGACUGGCUCGGCCGUGGUCAGCGUGCGGCCAGGCAAGAAGAUGGAGCACCAGGGCAUCAAGGUGGAGCUCGUCGGGCAGGUGGACAUGCUCUACGACAAGGCGAGUUCCUACGAUUUCUUCACCAUCACCAAGGACCUCGAGCCGCCUGGGAACCUGUACGAGUCGAAGCAGUACAGCUGGAAAUUCGGCGCCGUGGACAAGCAGAACGAGACCUACAGCGGGAUCAAUGUGCGCCUGCGCUACUUCGUUCGGAUCACCGUGAUUCGCAACUACGCGAGCAACAUCACGAAGGAGAUCGACAUGGUCGUGCAGAAUCUCUACCCGCAGCCAGAGCUCAACAACACGCUGAAGAUGGAGGUGGGAAUCGAAGAUUGCUUGCACAUCGAGUUCGAGUACGACAAGGCGAAAUACCACUUGAAGGAUGUUGUUGUGGGUAAGCGCGGCGGGUGGAUAUUUCCUCCUUGUCCGCAUCAAGAUCAAGCACAUGGAGCUCAACAUCGUCCGCCGCGAGAGCACCGGCGGCUCUGGCGGCGCCCAGCAGUCCGACAACGAGACCCUGACCAAGUUCGAGAUCAUGGACGGGGCGCCUGUGAAGGACCAGUGCAUCCCGGUUCGGCUCUACAUGAGCGGGUUCGACCUGACGCCCACGUACAAGAACGUCCAGAACAAGUUCUCCGUCAAGUACAUGCUGAACCUCGUGCUGAUAGACGAGGAGGACCGGAGAUACUUCAAGCAGCAGGAGAUCUUCCUUUGGCGGAAGAAGAUCGGGUAGUCCCGCGUGCGCGCAGUGCCUGGCGCGCCCGCUGAUUGCGCCAGGCUUGGGCCAGCGUCGCCGGACCACGGUGUGGAGUGCAGACCAUUGGAUCGCUUGCUGCUGGCGAUGUACGGUGCGCUUGCCGCGUCUCUUUAGAGGGACCAUUGCUCAGUCUGGUCGGGGAGACGUUUGGGUCCGCUGUUAUCUCCUCGGUGCAAGGCGAGUUGGCGUACAGAUGGCUCCUGAGCCGGUCCCCCGUUUCUACCGCGCGCGCUUCUUGCUCAUAUUGUGUUUUUGCCGUGUGCGCAACUAUGCCAAGUCGGAUCUCGAUUCGGCAUGUCAGUUCUGGAGUUCUCAGAGAAUUAUGGGCUGUGAGGCGAGGGCUUUGCAGCGUACCGUAGAUGUGCGUUCUCCGUGGAACACAAAACUGUUUUGCAGCGGCUUGCCGAGAAAACAUGCGAGCCGACAUGUUCAAGCGGCUCGGAAUAGUUUUGCCGCAACGUGUCUCCUGUUGCAUUGCCGCGCGAAUUCGCCACCGCGCUUAGGCGGGCGCCUGCCAGGGGUCAUUCCGACCCCGCCGGCCCGAUUCAAUUUGUGGCAGUGUUCUUCAAGUGCGCCGUGUAUGGUCACUUGAGCGUCGGACCGCUCAUUGUGUGAGAAGUUAUCCGGGUCACUGCCGCAGCCGCGUGCCUCCUGGCUGAGGCACGCAGACACGGCACUCGAAUUCAACUACGGCAGCCUUGGGUGUAGGACCGACGCGCGCCGCUUCUGAACAUGUCACAUCGGAGCGAAAGCUCAUGACGGG
Molecule: messenger RNA, 1871 nt
Organism: Prorocentrum cordatum
Lineage: Eukaryota; Dinophyceae; Prorocentrales; Prorocentraceae
Source: the annotation of a GenBank genome assembly